This is a messenger RNA of Hydractinia symbiolongicarpus, 2794 nucleotides long. RefSeq names its product E3 ubiquitin-protein ligase TRIM56-like. Bases 196 to 1503 code for a protein of 435 amino acids. The record is from RefSeq and is a predicted model, not a curated record. Lineage: Eukaryota; Metazoa; Cnidaria; Hydrozoa; Anthoathecata; Hydractiniidae. The transcript has 5 exons.
AUAACUUUAAACGUUUACUAUAUACUUGGUUUGGAAAUUCAUUGUUUUACAGAAAGUCAUAUAUUGCAUUUGCUUCAUAUAAAGGCUGUUUGAUGAUAAGUGUAGCAUUGUAGAAAGGAAACAUAACGCCGAAAAAUUUCAAUCUAAAAAGUACUCGAUUGAUUGUGCUAAGUAUUUUCAAGUUUUUGUAAUAAAAUGGCUUUAUCAAAAGUUGAGCUUGCUGCGUUGUUGGAAUGCAAGAUUUGUUUAGACACCUAUCAUGAGCCUAAACAACUGAACUGCGGGCACACUUAUUGUCAAGGUUGUCUAGAUGGUAUUUUAUUAUUUAUGGAAGAUGGGAGUGCUGAACUGUCUUGUCCAGUGAGGUGUACUAAAAAGACAACAAUUACUCACGAACAAACAACAUCCUCAUUAAUGAAAGUGUUUACAUUAACUGGCAUUUUGGACAAAGUCUCCCCUGGUGAAAAAGUUAAUUCUUUAUGUCAGCAAAGUAAAGACUGCAACCAGAUGAUCAACUAUUCCUGUACAAAAUGCAGUUUAAAGAUCUUUGAAAAAUGUCAAAACUUUCAUUCUUGUUCCAACAAAUCAUAUAUCAAUGUCAUUUUCAAUCAAAAACUGCAAGAACUCCAACCAUUUUGUAAGCAACAUGACUCGCUUGCCAAAUUUGCCUGUACCGAUUGUGAAAAUUUGUUAACAUGUGUUUAUUGCAAACACCGACAACAUAAGAAUCACAGAAUUAAAUUGAUAGAUGAUUUUGGCCUGGAAGCCAAAAAGUGGUUUCAGUCGUUUAUUACAUCAUUCAAUGAAACAAAAGUGGUGUUGGAAAAGUUAACAAGAAAAUACGGUGACGCUUUAACAAAUUUGGAGAAAGAAAGGGAAGUAUUUGUUCAAAAAUUAAAAGAAAGAAAGUUAAAACGACUAGACGAAUAUCUCAAAAUAAUAAAUAAAGAAGAAGAAGAUCUAUUGCGGAUAUUCGAUGAGAAGUCUGAAGAAUUUAAAGCAAAAUUGACUUGUGAUGGUUUUGUCGACAAUAAGAAAGUACAAGAAUUUACAGAUUACGUUCAAGCUUUUAAUUUAAAAUCUCAUUUUGAGUUAGUUACUGAAAAGUUGGAAAUUGAACGACAACUUCGCAGGCUAUCCUCGUUUCCAAGAACUAUCCCAACAUUCAAUUCACAUCUUCAUCAAAUGAACGAAGCAGAUAUUUUGUCAAAUCCAUUGGGCGAAAUAAAUAUUUCAAUAGAUGACGUCACCACUGUUGGUGUAGAUCUCAAUGAAUGUUCUGUUUAUAGAAACUUGAUUGAUGAAGUUGAAACCCAACCCAACUAUUCACAAUUAACAACUGAUCUAAUGAACUUAGUAGAAAGUCUGAAAAAGUACGAGAAACCAAUUGUAAAUCCUCGUUCUGGAAAACAACCACAGAAUGAUGUAAAGCCAAUAAGUUUCCAGCUUGCUAAGAAGCGUUACUCUUUUAAAGGUAUGAAGGUUUUUAUGUGGUGGAGAUAAUUUUUCUCGAUACACAGUAAUUGUGGUAUUGCUAAAAGACUAUUACUACCUAAAACAGGUUGUAUAUGUAAUAACGUGAGCACAAGUGAUAUAAAAAAAAAAUCUAAAAUUUACAAUCAAAUACACGAAGCUUUUCGUAAAUAAUCCUUAUUUACCUGAAGGUGUUAAGUUUUAUUUAUAAAAAGCUUCGUGUAUUUUAUUGUAAAUUUUAUAUGUUCUUUUUUUAUAUAAUAAUCCUACUAUGGCGAAGAAAACAAUUUAUUGAGCACAAGUAUUAUUCCAAUGCUAUUAAUUCUUAACACUCAUCAACUUUGAAAGUUUUUCUUAAGAUAAAACCAAUAUGAUGAAAGAGAUUUUAGGCGACAAAGACUGGGGUUUGUUCUCUUGCGGUACGCAGAAAUUAGACUUAAUUUAUUCGUCCCUAUAUGUAGUUUUUCAUGAUUAACAGUAGUUUCAAUCCCAUUUCUAACCACUUGUAGUUUACCGUAGUACUAUUACUCCCGUUUUCACCACUCGUAGCACAAUAGAUGUUCUUCUCCACUUCUUCCCACACUGCCCCCUAAAUAUUUAUACUUGCUGCGCCAAUCAAAGCCAGUUUGCCUACUUCCAUUUUAAUUCUUAACAACUCACCGUGUCGUUGUAAUGUCACUUGCCACUUUUAAAAUUUAAAAAAAAACUGUUUGAGAAUCCAAAUAAAACUGCCGCCCUAGAUAACACCUACUAAUGAUAAUUCCUCACUGAACAAUCUAUCCAUGCCCUCCCGUACAAUUACUUCUUGCUAAUAUCGACUAAAUACAUGCCCUAAGCAGCGACUUCCACGCUUUUCUUACAUAUAUAAUUUUAUAAGAACAUGAGACUUUCCUUUCUGGCAAAUACAAAUAACAAAAGAACAACUUUAGGUUCAAAUCGUUGUUUCUAAAACUAAGAACAACCUCAUUUUCGUCGUAAAGUAAGAACAAUACAUAAUGUAAUUUCUCUUGACCCUCAAUAACUUUCACCCAGAACCGUUUUUCUUUAAUAAUUGUCCCCUAGGCGCUUUUAAAAAAGAGUAGCUUGGAAAAGCAUGUGGAUUUUCCUGUUUUCCUUAUUUAGUUUAAAAUUUGUAACUCGCAUUAGAUAUGAUAAACUCGCACUUUAAAAUUUGUAACUCGCACGAGGUAUCAUAAACUUGCAUUUUAAAAUUUGUAACUCGCAAUAGAUAUUUUAAACUCGCAGUUUAAAAAUUGUAACUCGCACAAUGAUACGUUAAACUCGCAGUUUAAAAUUUUUAACUGGCACUAGAUAUGAUAAA